UGACGGAGUAUCUGCAGAAGGAUUCCACUUUUUCCCGCGAGAUGGCGAUGAUGCGAUCCAGUGUAGAAAACAUGUCGUCGGUUCUGAGCAGUUUCAUUCAUAAGGGAGAGAGCGCCUUCACGAGAGAAAACGUGACGGGCCACAUCCUGGUGAAACUUCGAGACCAGGACGAGAAAAUCAAGAAAAUGGAAAACGAAAACGCAGAAAUGAAGACCGAGAACCAACAGCUCAAGGAGGAUAAACAGAUGCUGAGGACGGAGAACGUGCAGCUCAAGGCCGAGGUCCUCCAGACGGAAGAGGAGAUGAGGAAAGUGAAGGAGGAAGUGAGAAAAGUCGAGGAGGACAAGCGCCAGUCCGACGAAGACAGACGAAGAGCGGAAGAAGACAAACGCAAGAUGGAAGACGAGAGGCGAAAGGUGGAAGAAGACCGGAGACAAACGCAGGAGGACAAGAUGAAAAUCUCCGAGGACAACCGCCAGCUGCUCGACCAAGUCCGCCAACUGCAGGAGGAGACCCGGAAGAGAGACAACGAGACGGAGGUCCUCCGCCAGAACCACAGGGACCUCCAGGAAGAAAACGAGAACCUGCAGUCCGUCAUCUCGAUCCUGGAGGAGGAAAAGGAGGCGCUGGAGGACAAGAUCAACGUCUUGGGAAGCGGCAAAAUGCGACCGAGGAGGGCGAGUGAGUGCGAGGAGCAAGAGUGGAAGUGGGAGGUGCAAGAACUCGAAGCAGAGAUCAAGGAUACUGGAGAGGAAAACGAGAAACUGAAGGGGACGCUGAAGAAUGAGAUGAGACCAAGCAACUGUGAGGCUCAUUUUUGCAAAGGGGCGCCUCGAAGACGCUUGAAGGACACUAUGUAUGAGGGUGUCCCUAUCCCAAGUUAAAACGAUGGCCCUACAACCCGUAUGGGUGUGACAAUGACCUCCUCGAGUGGCGGAUGGACCACGUUCCUGAAAGAGCAGCAGCAGAGUGUGCAAGAGGACUUCGGCCAGGCAGUGGGAAAUAAGAGAUGGCUUGGCGACGUCAAUUCUGUAAAACACUUGGUUGGACUCGAUAUUCUCCACAAGAUGACGGCCGCCGAGCCCAUGGUCCUCCGGCUGGAAGUGAAGGCCUUCGACGGGGCCAGUCGAUGGGCCGAGUGGGCACCUUCAGCGUCGCCCCAAUACAAGUUGACAGUAGGCGAUUACUCGGCGAACAGCACCCUAGGGGACCCGCUCACCUUCUCGAGGAAUAUCAGCGGGAUGGCCUUCUCGACGCUGGACAGAGACAAUGAUAAACUCUCGCUCGUAGACUGCGUGGAGUAUUACUCGAGCGGCGGCGGGUGGUGGUAUGCCUCCUGCUCGGACAUCAAGCCGACGGCACCGCUGACCUCCUCGGGCCGCCUCAACACUCUCAUGACGAUGUGGUGGACGACCUCGUAUCCGCAGUGGACCAGCCUGAAGGAGGUCAAGUUCAUGUUCCGGCCCAAGGAGAGGUCGGAGUUCUGCAUGUUGUGAGGUGACCUGAGGUGACCUUUCUUUGAUUUUUUAUUAUUAUUAUUGUUAUUAUUGAUAUCUUUGUGUUUUUUGAGGGGGUCUUUAUUGGACUUUGUGUUUUUUUUUAUUCUUUCUUUAUUUUAUUUUCUUGGAUUUUUUUUGU
Penaeus vannamei (Pacific white shrimp) is the source of this 1638-nucleotide messenger RNA. Lineage: Eukaryota; Metazoa; Arthropoda; Malacostraca; Decapoda; Penaeidae. The record is from RefSeq and is a predicted model, not a curated record.